UAUUUAUUUUUAGCUGAUACUCCCUUCGGAGAAGUGAAACUGGGAGAACUCCCAGCUUGGAUUUCUAGACGAGAGAAAGGACCACGACAGUUCUUAGGAUUAUGCUCCAGAGCAUUCUGGCGCUGGCAAAUGAAGUACAUUCACCCACGCAAGGCGAACAUGGCACCAAUUUGGCAAUUGUGUGCCGGAGGCAUGAUAUUAUUCUAUUCCCUUAACUAUCAGCGUCUCAGGGGACACAGGAAUUACGUGUAUCACUAAACGAACGAGUUUCGGAAGCUGUUAGUUAAGAAUUGAAUAAUACGUUCUUACAAUUAUUGUAUUUGAUCCAGUAUGGAUAAAUAAAGUAAAAUAAAUAUUACUGA
Ceratina calcarata is the source of this 362-nucleotide messenger RNA. Its product is annotated as putative ATP synthase subunit f, mitochondrial. Gene Ontology annotation, cellular component: proton-transporting ATP synthase complex. The annotation marks the transcript as partial. Gene Ontology annotation, molecular function: proton-transporting ATP synthase activity, rotational mechanism. NCBI's taxonomy places the organism in Eukaryota, Metazoa, Arthropoda, Insecta, Hymenoptera, Apidae. The transcript has 3 exons. The record is from RefSeq and is a predicted model, not a curated record. Gene Ontology annotation, biological process: proton motive force-driven mitochondrial ATP synthesis.